Rotaria sp. Silwood1 is the source of this 870-nucleotide messenger RNA. NCBI's taxonomy places the organism in Eukaryota, Metazoa, Rotifera, Eurotatoria, Philodinida, Philodinidae. The record is from the annotation of a GenBank genome assembly.
AUGACCGUUGCUGGAGGCCAUGGAAAAGGCAACGCCACCAAUCAACUCAAUUCCCCUUCCCGUCUUUUCGUUGAUGAUUACCAAACGGUGAUCGUCUCUGAUUACUGGAAUCAUCGUGUCAUUCAAUGGAAUAUAGGUGAUACGAAUGGACAAGUGGUAGCUGGUGGUCGUGGUAAUGGAAAUCGAUUAGAUCAAUUAAAUGGUCCAACCGAUGUUUUGAUUGACAAAGCGACAGAUAGCCUCAUUAUCUGUGAUGCAGUGAACCGACGAGUUGUACGAUGGUCUCGUCGUAAUGACACAACUCAAGGAGAGAUCCUCAUUAACGACAUCAAGUGUUCAGGACUGGUUAUGGAUGAUCAGAGAUAUCUCUAUGCCUCUGACAUCGACAACCAUGAAGUAAGACGAUAUCAAAUAGGAGACAGAAACGGGACUAUCGUCGCUGGCGGUAAUGGUCAAGGAGGUGGUCUCAAUCGGCUCAACUAUCCGUACUAUCUCUUUGUUGAUCAACAACAGACUGUCUACGUGUCAGACAAAUGGAAUCAUCGUGUUAUAAAAUGGAAUAAAGAUGCAAAAGAAGGAAUUCUCGUCGCUGGAGGUCGAGGGCAAGGAAGUGCUCUGACACAAUUGCCAUAUCCCAGUGGACUGUUUGUCGACAGGUUGGGUACACUUUAUGUGGUAGGUUCAGAGAAUAAUCGAAUAAUGCGUUGGCGUAAAGGAGAGACACAGGGUACUGUUGUUGUGAAUGGAAAUGGCGCAGGAACAGGAGCAAAUCAGUUGAAUUCUCCCACCGGUUUGUCCUUCGAUCGACAUAGCAAUCUCUAUGUCGUCGAUAAUUGGAAUCAUCGUGUUCAACGAUUUUCUAUCCAAUAA